GUGGCUUUUAGCGUGUUUAGGCCGAACCCGCGGGAGUAACUUCAGAGCUGUCUUCCCAUCUCGGCCAGCAGGUCGAGGGAGGUGAUUCUCCCCUCUGCUCUGCUCUGGUGAGACCCCACCUGGAGUACUGCAUCCAGCUGUGGGGUCCCCAACACUGGGAGGACAUGGACCUGUUGGACUGAGUCCAGAGGAAAGCCACGAAGAUGAUCAGAGGGCUGGAGCACCUCUCCUGUGACGACAGGCUGAGAAAAGCUGGGGCUGUUCAGCCAGGAGAAAACUCCAGAGAGACCUUAGUAUCAGCUUCCCAGUACCUAAAGGGAGCUUAUAAGAAAAUAAGGAACAAACUUUUUAGCAGGGCUUGCCCCGUAAUGAGUUUAAACUGUAAGAGGGUAGACUAGAUAUAAAGGAGGAAUUUUUUACAAUAAGAACAAUGAAACACUGGAACAGGUUGCCCAGAAGAGGUAGUAGAUGCCCCAUCCUGGAAACAUUUGAGGUAAGAUUGGACCAGCAGUUGACUCUCAAAACUAGUUAGGUAAGUGGCAACUGAAAGGGAAGAUAAUCAUCAUAAAGGUUGUUAGAAGCUCUCCCCUCCCUGGUACUGCCUUUGCUGAAUGAUGCACAUUAGUGAUGCUACUCAAGAAGUCACACUGGGGCUGCAUGUUCUCCAGCAAGUCAGUGGGCACUGGGCAGUGCAAGUAAAAGCUCUGCCUGUUUGACACAGAAUUAUGAGUGCCCUGGGUUGUGGGCUAUGAUUCUUGAGCUCUGUGUCUCUGGAAUUUAGUUCCAUCUCCCCCUGCCUUACUGCCUGAUAGCUGGAUGGCAGAAAUCAACGCUUAACCAAUCCAGUUUCAGAUAAUGCAUAAGUAUGGAAACAGAAGCCUUAGUUAUGAAACCACUGAUUUUUUUGAUAGUUGUCUGCUAAGUUAAUGUGUUUCUGUAUCUGGAUUGCAGGGCAGAAAUUCAUGAUGUCCUGGAAGAGUAUAAAGAAGGAGCUGCAAAAUUUAUAGGUAUGCCAGAUGCUGUGCUGUACUGCUCCCUUCAUGACCCAGUCAGUCCCUGUCCAUCUGGCUACAACACCAACAAGGGAAGGAAUUAUCUGAAGGUUGUCCUACCACUGUGCAGCUAUGAGGUGAUAGCAGCAAUCUGAACCUGGAUGUUGCAGCUGUUCCUCGAUGCUCUCGCAAUAAGAGGCAGCAGGUACUGUCUGAUCAACAUGCUGUUUCAGAACAACAUACAGCUGCUGUCUUCCCGUUAUUUUACAGACAGUCUCCCUGUGGGGAAGCUCAGGGCGCAUGGAAAUGACAGCUUCCAAAUUCAUGGACAUACAGCGGGCCAUCCAGCCGGACUGGUUCCAGUGCCUCUCUGAUGGAGACACCAUUUCUGGGGAAGUUGGUAGAAAAAGAGCAAAGAAGUCUGUGGAUAGGUCACUUUCCUUCCUGGAUGUAUGUCUUGAGCUGCAAGAGAAAUCACCGGAGCUACAAGGAAGUGUAAUGUUUGGGGCCAUUGAAGGUGGAGAUAUCUUGGAAGAGAGGCUCAGAUCAGCCAGGGAGACUGCCAAGCGGCCUGUGGGUGGCUUCCUGCUAGAUGGCUUCCAGGGAUGUUCCAUGGCCAUGGAGACCAAGUUGAAACUGAUAGCUUCUGUCACAGCAGAGCUGCCAGAGGAUAAACCAAGAGUCAUUCAUGGUGUGGGCAAACCAGAUGAGGUGCUUGAGUGCAUUGAAAGGGGAGUGGACAUUUUUGAGAGCUUCUUUCCUUUCCAAGUGACAGAGCGAGGCUGUGCCUUGGUUUUCAGUUAUGACUGCCCUCCAGAUCCUGAAGCAGCAGGAGUUUUAACACAAAAUGGGGCCCAGGACAUGGAGAAGAAUGGUGCUGAAGAAAACCAGGAAGAAAUCUCCAAAGCUCACCCAGAAAUGACACCGUUUGAGAUAUGUCUGAAGGACAAAAGAUACCAAGAUGACUUUGGUCCUUUGCUGGAAGGAUGCACCUGUUACUGUUGUCAGAGGCACACUUGUGCCUACAUCCAUCACCUCCUCGUGACCAAUGAGCUGCUGGCUGGUGUCCUGCUCAUGAUGCACAACUUCCAGCACUACUUCGGUUUCUUCAGUGCCAUACGGGAUGCCUUAAGAGACAAUAAACUGGAUCAACUGAAAAACCUUGUCUUCAGGCAGGCACUUCAAGGCCCAGUAAAUGUGAAGCUGAGCCAGUGAGUUCAGAGAGGAUAUAGGAGAUUGCAGGCUACACCCUUAUCCAGUGGAACUGUGUAAGCCGGACUUCCAGCAGGGUCACCUGGAUCUGUCCGUAGUAAAAUGCCUUUUUUCUUCCUGGAGGGAACUGAAGGAGACAUUUCAAGAAGAUCUCACUUCCUGGUGGGGAAGGAUGAUCUUGUCCAAAUGUCACUUUUGGUUAAUUGGCUUGGUAUGUUCUUGGUGUAUGGAAAACUUUGGACAGCUCACAAGACCAGUAUGCAUAGCUUUGUUUUCAGAUACUCACCUUUGGUUUUCCAUGUGCAAGGACAAAGUUGAACUUGUGACUGAAGAUAAAGCAGGGCAUAUACGUAAAAUUAAUCAAGCUGCCUGGAGGCUCAGCAGUGUUUUGGGACUCUUGCUCCAUACCCAACAGUAAUUAUCUUUCUGGAAAAACCUAGUGUGUGGUUAUCAUGUAGCUCCUUGAUGAGAAGUCCCACCUCAGUUUAACACACUGUCCUUGUGGCCGUUGCCAGCAUCUAUGUCCUUGAAAAGAACUGACUAGAGGUGCUGCUGUCUGGAGGUGCUGCUGUGUGUUUCUCCCUCAGGCUGCCUUCAGUGCAGAGUGUUCUCUGGGCCUGGAGGAAGCCCUGCACCUCGGCCUGGCCUUGAAAACCCCUGUCUCAGGAGUCCCAGUCAGUGACCUUAAAGCCAGAAAGAAGAGGAAGUGUUUAAUCCAUGUCCUGCUGUAGAGAUUUGGGGGGGGGUGUUGGUUUUUUUUGGUUUGUUUGGUUUGGUUUUGGUUUUUGUUUUGUUUUGUUUGUUUGUUUGUUUAAAAUUUUGUACUGUUAUUCCAGAUUUCUCUGCCUUGUUAGCACACGGAUGAUAAUGAAUUUAUCAUUCUUUCCGACUUCCCUAGCACUGGUCGCAUAGCAAAAACUGUGUUAUGUGAGAUGAAGCUGUGGAAGAAAUGUAUCACAGGAAAAGGCAUUUAGAAAACAUUCUUGUGGCUCUGUGUUUUAAAAUAUGACAGUUAUGUCACAUUCCUCUCACUCAGUUUUUUUAAAUGCCCCUUAUUUUGGAAUCAUGAAUUUAAUUAUUUUAUGUUACAAAGCAACAAUAAAAGAAACCUAUUAUUUGUUA
Molecule: messenger RNA, 3326 nt
Organism: Myiozetetes cayanensis
Lineage: Eukaryota; Metazoa; Chordata; Aves; Passeriformes; Tyrannidae
Gene: QTRT2
Product: queuine tRNA-ribosyltransferase accessory subunit 2
Exons: 9
Coding region: 1293-2207 (304 amino acids)
Molecular function (GO): tRNA-guanosine(34) queuine transglycosylase activity
Source: RefSeq, a predicted model, not a curated record